GCGAGGUGGGCGCGCGCGGGAGCCGGUAGCGGCGGCCUCGGCUGCAGCAGCAGCAGCAGCAGCAGCAGCAGCAGCGGCGGCGGCGGCGGGAGGGGGCGGUACUUCCGGUCGUUGACUUCCGGCGGCGGCGGCGCUCGGUGUGGCAGCUCGGCCCCACUCCGCCAUGCAGCGCCGCGACGACCCCGCCGCCCGUAUGGGCCGGGGGCCGGGCCCCGGCGGCGCACGGCAAGGGGGGCCUUCGCAGCGGAGGCCGCCUCGGGGCGGCGGCGGCGGCGGGGGCCGCGGGGGAGCGGGCCCACCGCAGCCGCUCCUGUCGAGCAGCGGCUCGGGCGGUCAGGGCUCCGCCGCCCCCGCCCCGUUGCUGCCCGGCGCCGCCAAGAUGGAGCCCGAGAACAAGUACCUGCCCGAGCUGAUGGCCGAGAAGGACAGCCUCGACCCAUCCUUCACGCACGCUAUGCAGCUUCUCACUGCAGAAAUCGAAAAGAUUCAGAAGGGUGAGACAACAAAGAAAGAGGAGGAAGAGAACUACCUGGAUUUAUUUUCCCACAAGAACAUGAAACUGAAGGAACGUGUUCUGAUCCCGGUCAAACAGUACCCCAAGUUCAACUUUGUGGGAAAGAUUUUGGGACCUCAAGGCAACACCAUUAAGAGGCUUCAGGAAGAAACUGGUGCUAAGAUAUCUGUGCUCGGGAAGGGCUCCAUGCGAGAUAAAGCAAAGGAGGAGGAGUUGCGUAAAGGGGGAGACCCUAAAUAUGCUCACCUAAAUAUGGAUUUGCACGUCUUCAUUGAAGUGUUCGGACCCCCCUGUGAAGCGUACGCACUGAUGGCUCACGCCAUGGAAGAGGUCAAGAAGUUCCUUGUUCCAGACAUGAUGGAUGACAUCUGUCAGGAGCAAUUCUUGGAGCUUUCCUAUCUGAACGGUGUGCCAGAGCCAAGUCGUGGCCGAGGAGUCCCUGUGCGGGGAAGGGGAGCAGCUCCACCACCGCCUCCGCCUGUUCCAAGAGGGCGUGGUGUUGGUGGUCCUCCUCCUCCUCCUCCCCCUCGGGGGGCCCUGGUCCGAGGUGUCCCAGUACGGGGUGCCAUCGCCAGAGGAGCUGCCGUGGCCCGCGGGGUCCCGCCUCCCCCAGCAGUACGAGGCGCUCCCGCACCCAGAGCACGGGCAGCCGGCAUCCAGAGGAUACCGCUUCCUCCUCCUCCUGCACCGGAGACCUACGAGGAAUACGGCUAUGACGACGCGUAUGCAGACCAGAGCUAUGAGGGGUAUGAAGGCUACUACAGCCAGGGCCAAGGGGACACAGAAUACUAUGAUUAUGGACAUGGGGAGGCACAGGAAACCUAUGAAGCUUAUGGGCAAGAUGACUGGAACGGAACCCGGCCCUCCCUGAAGGCCCCACCGGCCAGGCCAGUGAAGGGGGCCUACCGAGAGCACCCAUACGGACGUUAUUAAAAACAAACAUGAGGGAAAAAUAUCAGUUAUGAGCAAACAGUUGUUACUGAUUCUUGUAUCUCCCGGGAUUCCCGUUGCUUUACCCACACCAGACAAGUAAUUGUCUAACUGUUUUUCUUCGUGGCCCUUUUUCUCCCACUCCAUCCUCACCCUGCAUUCUGGCUUCUGUACGUAGUAUUUUAAAAUGAGUUAAAUAGACUUAGAGGAGCGACUUUAAGUUUCUUUUUUUCAGUGUGUAGAUGGCUUUUCUUUCCUUGUGUUUAGGCAAAUACAACUGUACCUUUUUUAAUAAAACAAAAAGUUGAGUUAAAAAUGUUAGUUUCCAAAGUGACAUGCUUUGCUUAGCAGAUAUGGAAUUAAGGUUUUGUUAACCUUUUAAGUUUGGUUUUAAGGAACCCAUAAAAGUUGUAGUUGCAGAAUCCCAAAGUAGGCUACAUUUCAAAAUUCAGGGCUGUUUUUAAGAGUUAAAAUCAUAAUGUAACGGUAGUAGCUGCCACCGUUUAAAAGUAACCUCAGACAUCAAACUGUCCUUAAAAGCAGAUUGCUGAUGAAUCGUAAGCUUAAAUUUUAGUACAAAGGAUCCUCAAACAAAUUAAAUAGCAUUUUUUAAAGGUAAUUGACUUAAAAGGAAAAAAAAAAAAACCAAAACAAAACAAAUUAGGUUUGUAAAAUUGACUUUUCUUAUGUGGGUUUUGAAAUCUAGCCCCGAACAGGCGGUGUUGAGAGAUGCUUGGGAAGCAGAGUUUCCAGUGUUAAGGGGUUCUUAGUUCAGUUCUGUAUGAAGAACUUUAAAGGGAAAACCAAAUUAAAGCGUGGCUCUAAUUGCCCAGUGUUUGGUAUUAGAAACCAGAGCAUUCAGUCUUCUCAUUUCAUAGCACUGGGGGGCAGAGAACGCAGCGCGAGUCCGCCCGACAGCGCUGUCGGUGCUGGCAGUCCCGCUGUUCAAGUGUAUCUCAACACUAGCUUUGCCUAAAAAGGGACGCUGCAGCUGGAAACAUGAGGAAAAACUCACUUUGUACAUAGGAGAAAGUCCUAAUCGGAUUUGUAUCCUGUCCUCCCACUGUUCUUGAAGGUUAACUGCUACGUGUGUAACUCUGCCUAACUAGGUAGCUAAACCUGUCACGAUGUCUGCCGCAGUUUGUCAAUAAAGUUUAGUCCUUUU
Cuculus canorus (common cuckoo) is the source of this 2609-nucleotide messenger RNA. It is a transcript of the gene KHDRBS1, whose product is annotated as KH RNA binding domain containing, signal transduction associated 1. NCBI's taxonomy places the organism in Eukaryota, Metazoa, Chordata, Aves, Cuculiformes, Cuculidae. The transcript is spliced from 9 exons. Gene Ontology annotation, molecular function: mRNA binding; poly(A) binding. Gene Ontology annotation, cellular component: nucleus. Gene Ontology annotation, biological process: regulation of alternative mRNA splicing, via spliceosome. Bases 164 to 1447 code for a protein of 427 amino acids. The record is from RefSeq and is a predicted model, not a curated record.